This is a messenger RNA of Scophthalmus maximus (turbot), 5112 nucleotides long. Its product is annotated as vitellogenin-1. The coding region runs from base 10 to 5037 and encodes 1675 amino acids. Gene Ontology annotation, molecular function: lipid carrier activity. Gene Ontology annotation, biological process: lipid transport. The record is from RefSeq and is a predicted model, not a curated record. The transcript is spliced from 34 exons. NCBI's taxonomy places the organism in Eukaryota, Metazoa, Chordata, Actinopteri, Pleuronectiformes, Scophthalmidae.
CCCUCAACCAUGAGAGGGGUUGUGCUUGCCCUAACUCUGGCCCUUGUGGCUGGUCACUCCCACAACUUUGCGCCUGAUUUUGCUGCUGGUAAGACUUUUGUGUACAAAUAUGAGGCCCUGCUCCUGGGUGGUCUGCCAGAGCAAGGUUUGGCAAGAGCUGGACUCAAAGUCAGCAGCAAAGUUCUCAUCAAUGCCGCAGAACAAAAUAUAUACAUGCUGAAGCUUGUGGAACCUGAGCUCUAUGAGUACAGCGGCAUCUGGCCAAAAGAUCCUUUAAUCCCAGCAACCAAGCUGACAUCAGCACUGGCAGCUCAGCUCUUGACUCCCAUCAAGUUUGAGUAUACCAAUGGCGUUGUUGGAAAACUCAUGGCCCCUGAGGGAAUGUCCACACUGGUGCUGAACAUCUACAGAGGAAUUCUGAAUGUCCUUCAGCUCAACAUCAAGAAGACACAGAAUGUCUACGAGUUGCAGGAGGCUGGAGCUCAGGGUGUGUGUAAGACCCUCUAUGCCAUCACUGAAGAUGAAAAGGCUGAGCGCAUCCUUCUGACAAAGACCAGGGACCUGAACAACUGUCAGGAGAAGAUCAUGAAGGACAUAGGGUUGGCAUACACUGAGAAAUGUACAAAGUGUGAGCAGAACCUGAGAGGAGCUACAGCAUACAAUUACAUCUUGAAGCCAGUUGCUAAUGGAAUCCUGAUCCUGGAGGCGGCUGUCAAUGAGCUGAUCCAGUUCUCACCUUUUAAUGAAAUGAAUGGAGCUGCUCAGAUGGAGACUAAGCAAUCCCUGGUCUUCCUUGAGAUUCAGAGAGCCCCUAUUGUACCCAUCGAGGCUCAGUAUCUUCAACGUGGAUCUCUGAGAUAUGAGUUCUCCACUGAACUUCUUCAGACUCCCCUUCAGCUCAUCAAGAUCAACAAUGCUCAGGCCCAGAUUGUGGAGCUUCUUAAUCAUCUGGUCGCCCACAAUGUGGAGACAGUCCACGAGGAUGCCCCUCUGAAAUUUUUGGAGCUCAUUCAGGUCCUCCGUGCAGCCCGCUUUGAAGAUCUGCAAAUGCUCUGGAGACAAUACAGAAACCGUCCUACUUACAGACAGUGGAUCUUGGAUUCUGUCCCUGUCAUUGGAACACCUGCUGCUCUGAAAUUCAUCAAGGAUAAAUUCCUUGCUGAUGACCUGAGUGUUACUGAAGCAGCUCAGGCUUUGAUUGCCUCCGUUCACAUGGUGACAGCAAGCACCGAGGCCAUCAAGCUGGUUGAGGACCUGACAGUCAGCACUAAAAUACAGGAACAGCCAGUUCUGCGGGAAAUUGUACUUCUUGGCUAUGGUACCAUGGUUUCCAAAUACUGUGCUGAGAAGGCUGUUUGCCCUGCUGAACUAAUAACGCCCAUCCAGGAGCUCCUUGCUGAGGCUGUCGCAAAGGAUGAGACCCAGAACAUCAUCCUGCUCCUGAAAGUUUUGGGUAACGCUGGCCAUCCUAAUAGCCUUAAGCCAAUAACAAAGAUCCUGCCCAUACAUGGCACUGCAGCUGAAUCUCUGCCCAUGAGAGUCCACGCUGAUGCCAUCAUGGCCUUAAGGAACAUUGCAAAGAAGGAGCCCAGAAUGAUCCAGGAAUUGGCUCUUCAGCUCUACAUGGACAAGGCUCUUCACCCAGAGCUUCGUAUGCUUGCAUGCAUUGUGCUGUUUGAGACAAGGCCUCCAAUGGGUAUGGUGACAACACUUGCCAGCAUUGUGAAGGCAGAGCAGAAUCUGCAGGUCGCAAGCUUCACUUACUCCUACAUGAAGUCCAUGACCAUGAGCAAGAGCGCUAUCCAUAACUCAGUUUCUGCUGCUUGCAAUGUUGCUGUCAAGAUCUUGAAUCCAGUUCUGGGCAGACUGAGUUUACGUUUCAGCAAAGCCAUCUACGCAGACGUCUAUAACAGCCCUUUGAUGCUCGGUGCUGCUGCCAGUGCUUUCUACAUCAAUGAUGCGGCCACUAUUAUGCCCAGAUCUAUUGUGGCUAAGACCAGUGCUUUCCUUGCUGGAGCUGCUGCUGAUGUUUUGGAGGUUGGAGUGAGAACUGAGGGAAUCCAGGAGGCUAUUCUUAAAAACCCUGCAGUUAUUGACAGUGCUGACAGGAUCACCAAGAUGAAGCAUGUCAUUAAGGCUCUCUCUCACUGGAGAUCUCUGCCCAACAGCAGUCCUUUGGCCUCCAUCUAUGUCAAGUUCUUCGGACAGGAAAUUGCCUUUGCCAACAUUGACAAACCCUUGAUUGAUCAAGUCAUUUCACUCGCCACUGGCCCCUCUCUUCAGGCAUUUGGUAAGAAUGCUGUCAAGGCUCUGCUGUCUGGUACUUCCUUCCACGUAGCUAAGCCUCUGCUUGCAACUGAGGUGAGGCGCAUUUUGCCUACUGCUGCUGGUUUUCCAAUGGAGCUCAGUCUGUACACUGCUGCUGUGACUGCGGCAGCUGUUCGAGUAAAGGUCACCACAACACCAUCUCUGGCUGAAAACUUCCAUCUUGCUCACCUUCUGAAGACAGACAUUAAGCUUGAAACUGAGAUCAGACCAAGCAUUGCUGUGAACACAUUUGCUGUGAUGGGGAUAAACACCGCUGUUGUCCAGGCUGCCUUGCUCUCAAGAGCCAAGCUCAACUCCAUUUUGCCUGCCAAAAUUGCUGCAAGAUUUGACAUGAACGAGGGUCACUUUAAGAUUGAAGCUCUGCCUGUUUCUGUGCCGGAAAACAUUGCAGCUGUGCAUGUUGAGACUUUUGCUGUAGCAAGAAAUAUUGAGGAUCUUGCAGCUGCAAGAUUCACUCCUAUCAUCCCUGCAAUGGUCAUGCAGCCCAUCUCAAGGGAAAUUCUCAGAUCUAAGAUUUCUUCUUCUGCUGCAGCCAGUUUGUCAAGAUCCUCAGAGAUCAUUUCUGAGGAUGUGGCAGCUGCCAACCCCUCUAAAAAAACAAAAGCAGCUCAAUAUCAGAAGAAGUACUGUUCUAAAACUGUUGCCAUUGGACUGAAAGGUUGUCUCAGGGUUGCCACUGACAAUGCAGCUUUCAUCAGAGACGUUGCCCUGUACAAACUGGCAGGAAAGCACUCUAUUGCUCUUUCUUUGAAACCAAUUGAAGGUGAAGCCAUUGAAAGAUUGGAGAUUGAGAUUCAAAUUGGACCAAAGGCUGCAGAGAAGCUCAUCAAGCAGAUCAAUCUGAGUGAAGAGGAACUAGUUGAGGGAAGACCAGUCUUGAUGAAGCUCAAGAAAAUCCUGGCUCCUGGUCGGAAGAACGGCACCAUGUCCUCCUCCUCCUCUAGCUCCAGCAGCUCUCGCUCAAGCCUUCAAUCAAGUUCUUCUGCCUCUUCUAGCUCCUCAUCUCAAGCUAGCAGCAGCAGCAGCAGCAGCAGCAGCAGAAGCAAGAAACUCAACUCCUCUAGAUCUCUGCGCAGGUCUUCCAGGUCCAGCUCUGCAUCAAGCCUUGAAUCUCUCUUCAGUGCAAGCUCAAGUUCAUCUCGUUCCAGUGCUCGCCUCUCAAAGCAAGUGAUUUAUAACCAAAAGUUCCAGAAGAACCACAAGAAACAGGCUCUCAUCUCUCAAGCCACCUCUGUAUCAUAUUCCCACAGCAGAAGCAGUGCCUCAAGCUUUGAAGCCAUCUACAAAAAGAACAAAUUCCUUGGCAAUGCAGCUACCCCUGCCUUUGCUUUAAUUGUCCGUGCUAUCAGAGCUGACAAAAAGAUGAUGGGAUACGAACUGGCUGUAUACUUGGACAAACCUACCUCCAGAAUUCAGAUAAUUCUGUCUGCCUUGGCUGCUGAUAACAACUGGAAGCUUUGUGCUGAUGGAGUUCUGCUGAGCAAGUUCAAAGUCAAAGCAAAAUUAGCCUGGGGAGCAGAAUGUAAACAGUAUGACAUAAUGAUCACAGCUGAGAGUGGUCUUCUUGGUCCAAGCCCUGCAGCUCGCAUCAGAGUGGCCUGGAACAAGCUACCUACUGCCCUUAUACGCUAUGCCGAGAAGGUGUAUAAAUACAUUCCUGAUUCCACGCUGGCUAAAUACAUUAAAGGAAAGGAAGUAAAGACCGCCAAUCAGCUCUCAGUUACUGUGGUUGCAACAUCUGGCAGGACACUUGACCUCAUUUGGAAAACACCAACGCGUGUCUAUAAGGUGGAUUUGCGCCUUCCCAUUGCUCUGCCGCUUGAUGAACUCAAAGGUCUCACCCCCUUUGAUGAGCUUGCUGAUAAAGUCCACUACUUGUUUGCCAAGGCUGCUGCAGCUGAAUGCAGCUUUGUCAGAGACACACUGACCACAUUCAACAGCAGGAGAUACAGAAAUGAGAUACCUUUGUCUUGCUACCAAGUUCUAGCACAGGACUGCACAGAUGAGCUGAAAUUCAUGGUUCUGCUGAAGAGGGAUCACAUCGAACAGAACCAUAUCAAUGUGAAGAUUGCUGAUAUUGAUAUUGACCUGUACCGGAAGAACACUCAAGUGAUUUUGAAGGUCAAUGGAAUGGAAAUACCCAUCAAUAACCUGCCGUACCAGCAUCCCACAGCUAAAAUCCAGAUAAGACCAACGGGUGAAGGCAUAUCUGUGUACGCUCCAAGCCAUGGUCUUCAUGAAGUCUACUUUGACAAGAACUCAUGGAAGGUCAAAGUUGUGGAUUGGAUGAAAGGACAGACGUGUGGACUCUGUGGAAAGGCUGAUGGGGAAGUCAAACAAGAGUACCGCACACCCAAUGGACGCUUGACCAAGAAUGCAGUCAGCUAUGCUCAUUCAUGGGUUCUGCCAGCCGAGAGUUGCAGGGACACCACUGAGUGCCGUAUGAAGCUGGAAUCUGUGCCGCUGGAAAAACAGGUUAACAUCCAUGGACAGGCAUCCAAAUGCUUCUCUGUUGAGCCUGUGCUGCGCUGUCUGCCCGGCUGCUUCCCUGUGAAGACAACAGCUGUUACCGUUGGCUUCCACUGCAUACCUUUUGAUUCUUCCCUAAAUCGCCUGGAGAGUCUUCACAACAUCUAUGAUAACAGCGUGGACCUGAGGGAAACAGCAGAAGCUCACAUUGCCUGCAGCUGUACUGCUCAGUGUGCUUAAAGACACUUUAAUCUGUUAAUCAAUGAUGUAUGUUUUGAUCAAGGCUUUAAAUAAACUUUGUCUAAAUAAGUGAAA